CCCGACUACAAAAAUAGUUUCUAGCUGCCCGACCGCGCCUCAUCAUAGUUCGUUUCGUAUCGAAAGCACGUAAAACAGAUGAAAAGCAGUUCGUGAAAUGAAAGGCUUUCGUGGUGCUGUACGUCUUCAACAAAACUUUCCAAAAGUCGGUUCGUAAUUCAAAAAAGAAAAGUCGGCUCGUCCACGUGUGGUUUCUUCGUUUAGGUGCUUUGUCUCGCUGUGUUGCUAUACAGCGUCGGCCUAUGACCCUACCCCCUCGGGGGUACGGACAUACGGACGAUCUUUUAUGCACUUCGGAUUGGGAUUGACGACGGUUCCCGAUCGCCGUUGACUGUGAGCUAGCACCCACGGUGAGUCUUCGGCUUGACCAGACGGGUUCCGUGCGAGCACCCUCUACGAUUCCCAGCCCCUUUUCGCCCUUGGUCUGGGGUGGCUGGAUUCGAGUCAUGGAGGGACCCCGUGUGGCAGAAGUCCCUCCCCUCCGUUGCUGCUGCGCGUAGGCUCGUAUCGUAUCGUUCUACUCUCGUGAACUCGUAGAUCUACGUACAGGAUGACUCCUUUUCAAGACUUGUUUCCCCGGAAGCAGUCUACGUUUUGUCAACUCGCUCUGAGCUACUUAUUAUAACCUUGAAAGAUUACUUCUCACUCUUAAGCUCUCACUUUUUUGAGUUUUAGUAGGGCUUUUCAGCCAAAAAGGGACGGACUGCCCUUAGAUCUCCGAUGUGAUGCUAGGGCAUACAUCACAGACAGUCAUGGGCCAUGCAAAAUAUGCAUGACAAACGUGGCAAAAAUCUUCUAGCCCCAGACAUAUUCGCAAUGCAUAGCCCGCGCUUGCGUGGCGCCCUCUUGACGGAAACGGGAAUGAUCCCCAUCAAGGGGCCGCACACCUGUCCGGUGGAAACGAUAAAGGCAGGCAUGGAUCACAUCUUCGAGGUUUUGCACGAUCCGCAGUAUUUAUCAAACCGAUGAAUGACGUGAGGAACUCCGCCUGCGGCUCUCCCCCAGUUGAACAAAGGUGCAUGAGCCAAAUGCAUGAGCCCAGUUGAAGAACAAGUGCAUGAGCCCAUUUUUACAGCUUGAAGUCGAAAGUGCAUGCAGCCCCAGCUGCAUAACGACUUCACCAUACCAGCUGGUUUCGUUUGAGCUAAUAUUCUGGAUGGACUUGUCAUGCGAUUGUAUCUGCCGAACGGGCCCGGGAUGGCAAAAUUGGCAUUUUACAUCGCAAAUGAGGGGGAGCAGGGGAGAAUACUUCUUGCCCGCCGCUCUCAUACUGUUACAGCAAUGGGAAGCGCGUGGUGCAGCAUGUGUCGUGGUUCAAUUUUUUCUCCGACGGCGAUAUCCCACACUAGAGAAAAAGUAGAAUGUAUCAGCACAUUUAUAAAUGCAAAAAUAGAAGAUAAAGAAAUGAAAACUUUCACAGCAAGUAGAAGAUCUGCAUAUUACUUAACAUUAUUACCUGAAACAGCACGGCAUGGCCGUGCCCACGACACCAGGCAGAAGAUUUAGCUGUGGAUGUGUUUUUGCAUUACAAAGCUGGUUCUCGCGGCUUUUUCCUUUUUCUCUGGGAUAGGCCAUAGCACGACAUCUGGUAUCAAAUGCAAAAAUGUCUGGGUCUGGAAGAGUCGGGACUUGCCAUGCACAUUUUGCAUGACCCGUGAGGCCUGUGAUGCUGGUGCUAGCAUCACAGAUUUUUUGCGAGCUUCUUGAUGCUAAUUACGCAUGAGAAAUGCCCUCUCCGCGUGCCAAGAGCUGACUCCUCUUGCUGCUCAUGCAACACAGAUAUUUUUAGAAUCCGCAGACAGCAUUACAAGUUGCAUUCUUCCAGACCCAGACAUUUUUACAUUUGAUAUCUGGAUUCGACAUGCGAUUGGUCGACGGAGAGGGCAAU
This is a messenger RNA of Amoebophrya sp. A120, 1888 nucleotides long. Lineage: Eukaryota; Dinophyceae; Syndiniales; Amoebophryaceae. The record is from the annotation of a GenBank genome assembly.